Molecule: messenger RNA, 1555 nt
Organism: Juglans microcarpa x Juglans regia
Lineage: Eukaryota; Viridiplantae; Streptophyta; Magnoliopsida; Fagales; Juglandaceae
Product: zinc finger protein 6-like
Exons: 1
Coding region: 700-1398 (232 amino acids)
Biological process (GO): gibberellic acid mediated signaling pathway; cytokinin-activated signaling pathway; trichome differentiation
Cellular component (GO): nucleus
Molecular function (GO): DNA-binding transcription factor activity; transcription cis-regulatory region binding
Source: RefSeq, a predicted model, not a curated record
GGGUUCAGUUUUUUUCUGAACCACCACUUGCAUGAGGUGAUGCGAUCUAAUGUUGGAUAGGCAACACACAUGUUGGUUAUGACAUGUGGGUCAUGCAAAAAAACUUUGUGGGAGACAGAUGAUGUUGGAUUUGAAACAAACUUACUAUGUAAAUCAUACGUACGUACGUGCCAAAUCAUUCAUAAGGAAUAGCAUGCUAGUACAUGAACCUUUGGAAAAUGAUAUACCGUCAACAGUUUGGGUUGGAGAAAGACGUACCCCUUAGGCGUUCUAUAAAAUAAAUACAGGUAUAUUUCUGAAACUUAUAAUACAGAUUACACACUCGUACAUUUUAAUGUACUUCAGAGUUCAGAGCAUCACUCAUAAUUAUUUAAAAGGGUGCUACUAUAAGUAUAAUCCACGAUCCAUCUUCGUUUUCUUGUUCUGGGUUCUUCCUGAUGGUAGGUGCUAAUUUCUUUUCCUCGGGUUUUUCGCAACUAAUUAACACUCUCUCUUUUCUUGUUCCUCUUCUUCUGUGCAUCCCUCUAAUGAUUAGACUCUAAUUAAUACAGCAUCCCAACUUUUUUUUGUCCUAUAUAUCUGCUAGAUCCCACAUGCAGGCAGCAGGCUGUACCAAGACCACCUAUUUGCGGCCCUCUGAUCUGAUUCUCGGAUCUCUGGCAGUGGUAGUGAUCUCUCUGUCCCUCUUUGAUCAUUCUCAUGGCUGAGAUUGAUUAUCCUACAAAACCAAAUACCACCACCACCACCACAUCUACCACCACCACCACACCUCUGAAGCUCUUUGGCUUCAACAUUCAGAGCGUUUCUGAAGAGAAUGACUCGCAUUCAAGCAAAUCCCCAUCUAGGUCACACACUGACUCACACGAAUCUGAAAAUUUCCAAUCCACCGAAGGCAGAAAAUACGAGUGUCACUACUGUUGCCGCGAGUUCGCCAAUUCACAGGCAUUGGGAGGCCAUCAGAACGCCCACAAGAAAGAAAGACAGCUACUAAAGCGGGCACAAAUGCAAGCAAGUCGAAACCAGAUGGCAGCCGCCUCACACCUUCGGAAAAACCCAAUGAUAUCAGCGUUCACGCCAUCAGCACACCUCCUUGGUUCAGCGGCGGGGACGCCGCCACAGUCCCCUUCGUGGUUUCUCAUGUCUCAUGCAGGUACAGCAACUCCUUACGCCCUGCCAAGCGGUGGCGUGUAUCAUUCUGGGGCGACCUCGGUGCCUGGAAGGCGUUUCUAUGCCGGAGAAGUUGAGGAAUCCAUGAUGGCAGUUUUCUCUCAUGGCGUCGGCAACCAUGCCGGACUUGUGCCUGGGCUGAGUGGGUUCGCCAGAGAUGGUGGAGGUUCGCACUUUGAUAAGAGUUUGGGCCUGAAUUUGCAACUCGGUCUUGGGCCUACUGGACCAUGAUUUGGGUUUGAGCCGAGCACACCUUAGUUCUGGAAGGGAAAUUUAUGAGGUUAGGAGAGCUGGUCAUGUGAGUUUUCAAUUUUCCAACUUACAAGAGUGAAGCUAUUUCAUGUACAUUCUACGCAGAAAAGAACAAAAAAAGGGAAUUUAUUUACCA